Messenger RNA from Melitaea cinxia (Glanville fritillary), 1609 nucleotides. It is a transcript of the gene Start1, whose product is annotated as steroidogenic acute regulatory protein-like. The transcript is spliced from 11 exons. Gene Ontology annotation, molecular function: lipid binding. The coding region runs from base 1 to 1431 and encodes 476 amino acids. The record is from RefSeq and is a predicted model, not a curated record. NCBI's taxonomy places the organism in Eukaryota, Metazoa, Arthropoda, Insecta, Lepidoptera, Nymphalidae.
AUGGCCGACUACCAAAUUAGGGAGGCAGCGCAUUCACUUCUUAGCAGUGUCUCAAGUCCGCCAUAUAGAAAUUUAUCCCACUCUCAGUCAGUUAACCUUGUAUCUGAAGACCUGGUAGCCGGUCACAGGCCUCAAGGAAGAAUGUCUACAGUACGGAGAUUCUUUUGUCUGUUUGUGACAUUUGACAUACUGUUCACGAGUCUUAUGUGGUUGAUUUGUGUUAUGAUGAAAGGAGAAACGCUAAUGCAGAUAUUUAACAGAGAAAUACUACACUACAACAUAAAAAUAUCACUGUUCGACAUAGUUAUUGUGGCUGUUCUGAGAUUUUUAUUAUUAAUAGUUUUUUACGCUAUCUUGUAUAUAAAUAAUUGGAGCGUUAUUGCGCUCUCAACCGGCGGUACAUGUGCCUUUUUAAUAUCAAAAGUCUUUGUAUAUGACUGGCCGGACGCCUCCCAGCCAGUUUACCAAGUAUUCUUGAUCCUGACUUCCUUCACCCUGGCGUGGGGGGAGGCCUGGUUCCUGGACUUCAGGGUCUUACCUCAGGAACUACAGGCUAAACAGAUCCUGGACACCAUCGUCCACAACAACACAGAGCGAACCCCCCUGCUGGCCCCCCACAGACACCCUCGUGCUCAGUCGACGCACGGCGAGUCCACGGUCAACUGGUUCUCGCCCGUCGAGACCCCGGAGUCCAGUCCUAGGCCCAAACGGCCCGGGGACGUCAUCCUUACUCAAGAUCAGAUAGACGAAUACAAGCAAAUGGCGGAAGAGAGCAUGCAGAACGCUUGGAAUACGAUCAACCUGCCUGACUGGAAGCUAGAGAAGCGUGGCUCACAACGAGGUGACAUCGUCGAGUCCAGACAGACAGAGCAGUUUGGAAAAGUAUAUAGAUUCACUGGCGUUGUGGACUGUCCAGCAAAGUUCCUAUACGAAGAGUUCAAGAACAACAUCACAAAACUACCGGAGUGGAACCCGACUAUACUGAAGAGUGAAUUAAUAAAGGAAAUAGGCCCCGGCAUCGACCUAUCCUACCAGGUGACAGCGGGUGGGGGUAGGGGUAUCAUUUCCCCCCGGGACUUCAUCAUCCUCAGACGCAUGGCGCCCCUGUCUCGCGAGGGCCGACCCGUAGACACGGAGCCCUACUGCUACAUAACUUCGGGGGUCAGCGUGGCGGUGCCCGGGUACCCACCACACAGGGAUAUGGUCAGAGGUCACAACAAAGUGGGUUGUUGGUGUCUCAUUCCCAAGACUGUACAAACGGAGGGGGGGAAGACGGUCCAACGUACCGUAUUCCAAUGGCUCAUGUGCUGUGAUCUUAAAGGUAAAAUACCCCAAUUUGUCCUGGACGCCGCCUUUGCCACAGUGAUGUUGGACUACAUCAUACACGUCAGAAAAUUCGCAGCUGACAGCAAAGCUAAGGGCUUAUUUUAAUUUGUCACUUAUACUGGCAAAAGUUUCACAAAUUUACUGGCAUCAGCUUGGCAAAUAUAUAGGCAAAAGUUUGGCCAAUAUACUGGCAAAAGUUUUUCCAAACUUUGGCGCAUAACUGGCACAAAGUCAGGUGAUAAACAAGGCAAGAAAAAGAGGUUGGCAAAAGUUUUGCCGAUAU